AUGGGCGAGGCGGUCUUUCAUGAGUGCGCGAUCGCGUUUGUGCCCAGCAGCUCGCUUACGCCCAAAGCGAUCAGUGAGCUCUCGGCCAUUCUCGAAGACAAUGGCGCCGAAGUUCUCGAGCCGCGCCGAAACGGCACCAUUGCCAUUGACCACGUCACGCACAUAAUAUCCAACACAAUCGACUUUCAGCAGUACACCGAGUCGCAGGCCGUCAUGAUACCCGUCGUCACGACGCACUGGAUCACGGCGUCCAUCAGCAAGCGGCGCGUCGCGCAGGUCCGCCCGUUCUCGCCGGACCCGCGCCUGAUCUUCGCCGAGGUGGUGGUGACGUGCGCGGACCUGCCCGUGACGGACAAGGAGAGCAUACUCGGCGCCGUCAUGGCCCUGGGCGGCCAGGAAAGCAAGGACGUGUCCAAGCUGACGACGCAUGUGUGCGCCCUCUCCAUGGACCACCCCAAGGUGCAGGUGCCUCUCUCCAAAGGCUGGAAGGGCAAGAUUGUUCUGCCCCACUGGUUUGACGACUGCUUCAAGCUCGGGAAGCGAAUCGACGAGACGCCUUAUUUGCUGCCCGAUCCUGAGAUUAUGAAAAAGACGCCCGAGGACGAGAUCGAUAUUCCCGUCAACGACAACCUGGAUGGCGCCACGUCCCCGAAUCCGCAGUGGCUGCCAUUGCCCCCCGACGGCGACUCGGUGCGCCCACCGUGCACUGUUUUCCAACACCGAAAGGUGCUGCUCGGCGCAGACCUCAACAUUUCACCGCGACUUACCAAAGCCGUUCGGGAUAUCAUCGUCAACGGUGGCGGCAAAAUGGUCGACACGGUGGAUGCCUGCGACAUGUACAUUGGCCAAUAUCGCGACGGUACGCAGUACGUGCGUGCUGCCCAGUCCUGUAAAGACGUCGGCAACCUGUCUUGGCUCUACUAUCUGAUUGUUCAAAACUCGUGGACCUCAUCCCUGAGACGACUGCUUCACUACCCCACACCUCGCAAUGGCAUCGAAGGCUUUCGCGGCCUCCGAAUCACAGUGUCCAACUACGGCGGUGAGGCCCGCAUCUACUUGGAGAACCUCAUCAAGGCUUGUGGCGCCGAGUUUACCAAGACGAUGAAGGCCGACAACACACAUCUAAUCACCGCGCGCGACUCGAGCGAAAAGUGCAAGGCGGCGCCGGAAUGGGGCGUCAACGUCGUCAACCACCUGUGGAUCGAGGAAAGCUACGCCAAGUGCCAGCUGAAGCCCAUCAACAUUGCAAAGUACAUCCACUUCCCGCACCGCACGAAUUUGGGCGAGAUUAUUGGUCAGACCUUUUUAGACGAGGGCAAGCUGAAGGAGUUGUACUACCCGGGUGGCGACGCAGAGAUGACAGGCAGUGCCAAGAGGAAGCGCAAGAUUCUGGAAGCGGCCGAGGACAAUGCCUACCACAAUGGACCUGCUGACGGCGUGGUCGUUGCGCAGACAGCACAUGAUGUCGAUGAGGAUGUGCUCAUGACAGAAGACGCGGAGAACUCGCCGCCGAAAAAGGCCACUCCUGCACCUGUCGAGACGCCAGUGCGGGCACGCCACGUUCGUUCGGGCAAGGAAAAUGACACACCGUCAGUUGUGUCGACUGGUGGCCGUAGUGCAAAGGCCAAGGCCAGGGACAAGCUGCAAAAUAUUGCACCGGACAUUGCCCUUUACGAAAAGGAGAAGAAGCGCUCCGCCAAGGCCACCACCCCUUUUGGCGGCAAACGCGCUGCUGACCUUGUCGAGAAACAGCGGCUCGCCGAGGAGGACGCAAAGGAGAAGAAGGCCGCGGAGAAGGAGAGUGCAAAAGAGGAUGAAGUUGCAAAGCGACCAAGCAAGAAGGCUCGCCCAUCGUUGCCCGACGUUGAAAUGCGCAUUAUCCUCACUGGAUUUACGAGAUGGGUGGAGAACAAGCAUAAAGAAGAUGCGGAUAGGCGCAACCUGCGCGAUCUGGGCAUCCAACUCGUCCAGGAGGGCCAGCCAUGCGACUACCUCGCGGCGCCGCAUAUCGUGCGCACCGUCAAGUUUUUGUGCGCCCUCGCGCGCGGGCCCGAGGUGAUUUCAUCGUCCUUCAUCGACGCGGCGCUUGAGACGGGCGAGCUGCCGCCCAUGCACGAGCACAGGCUCAAGGACAAGGCGGCGGAGCGGCGGUACAACAUGACGCUGGACAAGUCUGUCGGCCGGGCCAAGGCAAACCGGGGCCGACUCUUGCAGGGGGUGGCAGUGUACUGCACCGAGACCAUCAAGAACGGGCCCAAGAGCUACCAGGUCAUCGCCGAGGCCAACGGGGCCAUCUUCAAGAUCUACCGCGCGCGCAGCGGCACCACCAUCAAGCCGACGACGGCGGAGCAGGACGGCGGAGCGCCGCCGGAUCCCGUGUACCUACUCAGCGGCGCGAGCGCCGAGGAGAAGACCAUGUGGCCGCGCUUCCGCGAGAUGGCGAUCAAGGGCCACAUGGAGCCGCGUAUCGUGGCGCCCGACUGGCUGCUGGACGUGGCCAUGGCGCAGCAGGUCCGGUACGAUCCUAAGUUUGCGGUGGAAGUCUUUCGACAAAAGGAGUAA
This is a messenger RNA of Akanthomyces muscarius, 2562 nucleotides long. RefSeq lists its product as uncharacterized. The coding region runs from base 1 to 2562 and encodes 853 amino acids. Gene Ontology annotation, cellular component: Cul8-RING ubiquitin ligase complex; nucleus. Lineage: Eukaryota; Fungi; Ascomycota; Sordariomycetes; Hypocreales; Cordycipitaceae. Gene Ontology annotation, biological process: DNA double-strand break attachment to nuclear envelope; double-strand break repair. The transcript has 4 exons. The record is from RefSeq and is a predicted model, not a curated record.